Molecule: messenger RNA, 258 nt
Organism: Onychomys torridus (southern grasshopper mouse)
Lineage: Eukaryota; Metazoa; Chordata; Mammalia; Rodentia; Cricetidae
Product: zinc finger protein 431-like
Exons: 3
Coding region: 1-228 (75 amino acids)
Biological process (GO): regulation of DNA-templated transcription
Source: RefSeq, a predicted model, not a curated record
AUGCCGUCUCCCCAAGCUCCCGGGACUUCACUGCUGGAUGCAGUAACCUAUGAGGAUGUACAUGUGAACUUCACCCAUGAUGAGUGGGCUUUGCUGGAUCCUCCCCAGAAGAGUCUCUACAAAGAUGUGAUGCUGGAAACCUACUGGAACCUCACUUGUGUAGGUUACAAAUGGGAAGACCAUAAUAUGGAAGAACAUUGUCAGAGCUCUAGAAGAAAUGGAAGGUAAUUUUCAUGUGCAAGCUUAUAUAUAUGUAUG